Cicer arietinum (chickpea) is the source of this 3730-nucleotide messenger RNA. RefSeq names its product pentatricopeptide repeat-containing protein At2g39620. The record is from RefSeq and is a predicted model, not a curated record. Lineage: Eukaryota; Viridiplantae; Streptophyta; Magnoliopsida; Fabales; Fabaceae. Gene Ontology annotation, biological process: RNA modification. Gene Ontology annotation, molecular function: RNA binding; protein binding.
UGAUUUAAGAACUAACCUGUGCUAGUUUAAUUUUGCCAAAAGUCCAAAAGCAAUAUUUUUUAAUCCGGACUUGUUUUUUUUUUUGGACCAAAAUUAGUCUUUUGAGUAAGUUUUGCAUUUUCGCGAGAACAAAGCGUCCUCAAACAACAAGAUCUUGAUUAGAAAAGUACAUUAAUGUUUCAAAACAAUCCACAAACCAGACAUUCAUUAACGCAUGCUUCUUAUUAUGUUCCAAAAUGAGAUUGAGAAACAUCAUCACAUUUACAAAGAAAUAUUCAAAUUCACUUCACUUUCACAACUUUGCAAAUGCUAAUUCCUUUCCAAUGCCAUCACAUCACAAUCAUUACCUUCAGCUUAUUCGUUCAUGCAAACACUUCAACCCUCUCCUUCAAAUCCAUGCCCAUUUCCUUGUCACAAACCCAUCUCUUAUUCUUUGGAACUCAUUGAUUAGAGCUUAUUCUAGAUUCCUUAAGUUCCAUAAAGCUAUAAACUUGUAUCACACAAUGUUACAAAUUGGACUUGAACCUGAUAAAUACACAUUUACCUUUGUUUUAAAAGCUUGUACUUGUGCUUUAGAUUUUCAUGAGGGUGUUUCUGUUUAUAAAGAUAUAGUUUUGAAGGGGUUAGAAUGUGAUGUUUUUAUUGGGACUAGUCUUGUUAACAUGUUUUGUAAAAUGGGUCAUUUAGAUAGUGCAAGAAAGGUAUUUGAUAAAAUGCCGAAGAAAGAUGUUACUACUUGGAAUGCGAUGAUUUCGGGUUUGUCGCAGAGUUUAAAUCCUUGUGAGGGAAUGGAAAUGUUUUGGAGGAUGCAGGUGGAGGGUGUGGAGGUUGAUACUGUGAGCAUCUUGAACUUGGCUCCGGCUGUUUCUAGAUUAGAGGAUUUUGGUUGUUGUAAGUCUAUUCAUGGUUAUGUUGUUAGGAGAGGUAUUUGUGGUGUGGUUUCGAAUUCGUUGAUUGAUAUGUAUUCGAAAUGUGGCGAGGUAUAUUUGGCUCGUCGAAUUUUUGACCGGAUGCGGGUUAUGGAUGAUGUGUCGUGGGCAACAAUGAUGGCUGGAUAUGUACAGCAUGGUUGUUACUUUGAGGUUCUUCAAUUACUUGAUAAAAUGAAGCAGAAAAAUGUUAAGAUGAAUAAGGUAGCGAUCGUGAAUGCUCUUUUGGCAGCUUCGGAGAUGAGAGACCUCGAGAAAGGGAAGGAAAUUCAUGAUUGUGCUUUGCAGCUGGGGAUAAUGUCAGAUAUUGUUGUUGCUACUCCUGUAGUGAGCAUGUAUGCAAAAUGUGGCGAGUUGAAGAAGGCUAAAGAAUUGUUUCUGAGUCUCGAAGGAAGAGAUUCGGUUGCUUGGUCUGCUUUUUUAUCGGCUCUUGUCCAAGCUGGAUAUCCCAGAGAAGCAUUGUCUAUAUUCCCCGAGAUGCACCAUGAAGGUUUGAAACCAGGUAAAGCGAUAGUGACGAUUCUUGUUUCAGCUUGUUCAGAAAUUUCAAAUCUUAGAUUAGGUAAGACUCUGCACAGCUACGCUAUUACAGCAGAUAUGGUGUCCGAUAUCUUUGCAGUAACAACCCUUGUCUCAAUGUACAUGAAAUUUGAAUUAUUUAUUUAUGCUAUGACACUAUUCAACGGAAUGCACUAUAAAGACGUUGUGGUGUGGAAUACAUUGAUAAAUGGGUUUACCAAAUAUGGAGACCCGCAUGUAGCAUUUGAAAUGUUCCGUAGAUUACAAUUAAGUGGGAUUCAACCUGAUAGUGGAACCAUGGUGGGUUUGGUUUCAGCUUGCUCCAUUCUGGAUGAUCUAGAUCUAGGAACAUGCUUUCAUGGGAAUAUUGAAAAGUGUGGUUUUGAAUCUAACAUUCAUAUAAAAAUUGCUCUAAUGGACAUGUAUGCCAAAUGUGGAAGCCUUUGCUCAGUUGAGAAGUUUUUUUUCUUAACCAAGCAUUUAAAGGAUGAGGUAUCUUGGAAUGUAAUGAUUGCAGGGUAUCUGCAUAAUGGAUGUGCCAAUGAAGCAAUUUCCACUUUUCGUCGGAUGAAAUUAGAAAAUGUCAGGCCGAAUUUAGUCACAUUUGUGACCGUCCUUCCUGCUGUGUCAUAUUUGACAGUAUUAAGAGAGGCCAUGGCUUUUCACGCCUGCAUUGUCCGAACUGGAUUUCUAUCCAGUACCCUUAUCGGAAACAGUCUCAUAGAUAUGUAUGCUAAAUGUGGACAACUCAGUUAUUCCGAGAAAUGUUUUCAUGAAAUGGAAAACAAAGACAGUAUCUCAUGGAAUGCAAUGCUUUCGGGUUAUGCAAUGCAUGGCCAAGGUGAACUUGCCAUCACACUUUUUUCACAUAUGCAACAGACUAAUGUCCAUGUCGAUUCUAUUUCCUACAUCAGUGUAUUAUCUGCUUGUAGACAUGCUGGUUUAAUUCAAGAAGGAAGGAAUGUUUUCGCCUCCAUGAGUGAAAAGCACCAUGUUGAACCUAAUAUGGAACACUAUGCCUGCAUGGUUGAUCUUUUGGGCCGUGCUGGUUUGUUUGACGAAGUUUUGAGUUUAAUUAAAAAAAUGCCAACAGAACCUGACGCUCAAGUUUGGGGAGCCCUCUUGGGAGCGUGUAAAAUUCAUUCCAAUGUUGCAUUAGGAGAGGUUGCCCUGCAUCACCUCCUUAAACUUGAACCAAGAAAUGCAGUUCAUUAUGUAGUUUUGUCAGAUAUUUAUGCUCAAUGUGGUAGGUGGAAUGAUGCCAAAAAGACAAGAUUACAUAUGAAUCACCAUGGGUUGAAGAAAAUUCCAGGAUAUAGUAGGGUUGGAGCUCACAAACAAGUAGUUGGUGUGCAGUGUGUGUGAGUGUUGUAAACCCUGGAGUUCCAAGUUCCAGUGACAAAGCUCUGCCACUAUUAGUACGUACUAACAGCAUACUUAAAAACAGAAUUUGGAAUGAGAUUGGACAAACAGGUCAAAGGAAUUUUUUCAUUAAAAAUCAUACAAAGAAGUAGGCCUGCAAUCAAAGUUCCUCUUUUCGAUUAACAAUGAAGAAGAAACCUACAAGAAUCAGCAAGUCGGGGAAUCGUCUGCACUAGAAUUUAAACACAUUGUCAUUAUGUGUAAUUUUUGGAAACAUGGAAUUGUUAUGCAUGUGCGCGCAGUAUGUAAUUUUUGGAGAUUACUCAUUUUGCGUUGCCUAGCUUGAGUUAACACAUACAGCAGCAGGAUAUGUUAACGGAAAGAAGCGAAGAUGACAUGAAUAAGCUAGUGAUUUGAUCUAAUGGGCUUCCUAGAAAGUAUUUUGAGAAUUAAGAUUGAAAAUGCUGCAGAAGUAAGAUCAAGAGAACAGUCUAAUUCUACAGCAGAUAACAACUUUGGUAAUGAAUUAGCGAAUGUUGCCGUUGGAAGGUGGUCUGGUCGCAAACUUCCUGAACGGAAAUUUUGGAGAAUGCUUCCACCUUUUUGUACAUUGGUCAGAUUUAUACAUCAUUUCUAUGAGAAGGAGAUGGAAGGUGCUUGCUUAUAUUAUAAUUUUAGGUUAUUGUUUCUCAAAUUAUAGAUUAUUUUCCAGGAACAAGUGUUCAUAAAAUCCUUAUUGCUGCUUAUUUAGGACCAUUAAGAGAUUGAAAUUACCAGAAAUAAAAAGGUCAAGUUCCUAAACAUGUUUUUCACUGUACCACUAUUUUCUUACACUUGUAUCAAUUUGAUGAUGUUUUGCACUUUCAAGUUACUUAUUUUAGUUCAAUUCAUAGAUGCAACAAUGUUUAGUUGUUAUUUAA